AUGAAGAUUUUCGUGAAAACCCUAAAAGGCACGCACUUCGAGAUCGAAGUGAAACCCGAAGACACCGUGGCAGAUGUGAAGAAGAAUAUAGAAACGUGUCAGAGUUCAGAUGUCUAUCCUGCUACUCAGCAGAUGCUUAUUCAUCAGGGGAAAGUUCUUAAAGAUGAGACCUCGCUGGAGGAGAACAAAGUUGCUGAAAAAAGUUUUAUUGUCAUUAUGUUGAGCAAGAACAAGGCUUCAUCAAGUGCAGCUUCAACUGCAUCUGCUGCUCCUUCGAGUACCACCCAACCUGCAUAUAAUACAGCCCUGCCCACACAGCCUGUAACGGCACCUCAGCUUCCUGCAUCAACAGUGGUCCCUCCACAAUCUGCUCCAGCUCCAGCUCCAGCUCCAGCUCCAGCUCCAGCUCCUGCUCCUGCUCCUGCUCCCGUUUCUGUUUCUUCAGUUACAGAUGUCUAUGGUCAAGCAGCGUCAAAUCUUGUUGCUGGAAGUAACUUGGAGACUACUGUUCAAGAAAUUCUUGAUAUGGGUGGAGGAAGUUGGGAUAGAGAGACAGUUGUUCGUGCUCUACGUGCUGCAUAUAACAAUCCAGAGAGGGCUGUUGAGUACCUGUAUUCUGGUAUUCCUGACCAAGCAGAAGUUCCUCCUGCAGACCAACCUCCAGCAGCUCAACCUCCUGCAAGUGGGCAGCCUGUGAAUUCUUUGACUCAGGCUACACAGCCAGCAGUACCAUCCACUGGGCCCAAUGCUAAUCCUUUAGACCUUUUUCCACAGGGCCUUCCAAAUUUGGGCCCAAAUGCAAGUGGUGCUGGCACCUUAGAUUUUCUUCGAAAUAGUCAACAGUUUCAAGCUCUGCGGGCCAUGGUGCAAGCAAAUCCACAAAUCUUGCAGCCUAUGCUUCAAGAGCUGGGAAAGCAAAAUCCACAAUUAGUGCGGUUGAUUCAAGAGCAUCAGGCUGAUUUCCUACGCCUAAUAAAUGAACCAGUUGAAGGGGAGGGGAACAUAUUAGGGCAGCUUGCUGAAGCAAUGCCACAGACUGUUUCUGUCACACCGGAAGAGCGGGAGGCAAUUGACCGCCUUGAAGCAAUGGGUUUUGAUCGAGAUUUGGUAUUGGAAGUAUUUUUCGCUUGCAACAAGAAUGAGGAACUCGCGGCAAACUAUUUAUUAGAUCAUAUGCACGAGUUUGAUGAGUAA
Molecule: messenger RNA, 1194 nt
Organism: Fraxinus pennsylvanica
Lineage: Eukaryota; Viridiplantae; Streptophyta; Magnoliopsida; Lamiales; Oleaceae
Source: the annotation of a GenBank genome assembly